Molecule: messenger RNA, 165 nt
Organism: Miscanthus lutarioriparius
Lineage: Eukaryota; Viridiplantae; Streptophyta; Magnoliopsida; Poales; Poaceae
Source: the annotation of a GenBank genome assembly
AUGAUCAUCCCGGUGCGCUGCUUCACAUGCGGCAAGGUGAUCGGGGACAAAUGGGAUGCAUACCUUGAACUCGUCCAGGCGGACUAUGACGAGAGUAUGGUGAAUUUACAUGAACCACAUAUCCAGCUUGAGUUCUGUGGUGAUUCCUGUGGAAGUGUGGACUAA